AUGGCCGAGCCAGUCAUCUUCGGAGGCUCACCACUGGACCAAUACCUACACGACGCCCAUCGCUCGCAGGCUGCAACAUUCCCAGUCCAUCUCGAUCACACCGAUGAAGUAACACAGACAUCCACACACGCAAGUCGAGUCCAUCUUGCCUCGACACCCCACCUUGCUCGUUCAUCGAUCUCCGGGCGCAAUCAAGGCCUUGUCACAGCUGCAUUCUCGCCGGCAUCUGCGACUACACAGUCCACGUCAUUCGCUUCGCCGCUCGGCCUUGUGUGGCGACUCGCAAGCACCGUCCUCCUUCUGACCCUACGCUUUCUCCGGACCACGGUGUUCAUGUUCGACCAAUCCUUCUCCGAACUACAACAAACCAGAACGCCACCAAAGAUGAGCACGGAAGCACGCGAAUCAGCCCAAGACAGCAGCAACAGCUUUGUAGAGAGGUUCAAGUAUGUCAUUUGCUCCUCUUUCCUCCUCACUCCCAGCCUCUCAAUCUCGUUCUACGAAUCCAGUCCACCGUUCCAAUCACAGCAACCCGAUCAACGCAGAGAGUCCCACGUCACGCCCGCUUCAGCUCGUGUGAAAGGCGCUCGGGUCAGCACCGUGCCCAUCUGCAAGCAUGGCUACGCCGAGCCAACAAAUGCGCCAUUCGUGCGAUCUCCAAGUGCCAUCCGCGCGCCCCACGCCGUCCACAAACGCCCGACUCGACUCGAUCCGCAAGGUCGUCUGGCUUGCAACGUCGCUGUUCUAUCUGCUCUCCUUCUGCUGCCACCCAUCAGCCCCUCAUGGUGGUUGUGGUUCUCCACCUGGCUCCUGAUAGCUUCCUUUUCAUCAGCCUUUGUGAUCCUCCUCAACCACAGCUCGGUGGUUGACAAGAUCGAGUUCACAAUCUCGCGCCAAAGCAUCAUCAAUCCAAACACAUCGUCCGCAUCGCUACGGAAUCUCUCAAUAUCGCAAGCUUUUGACCAUUCCGAAAAAGAAGCUCUUCAACGCGCCGUCCUCAAAGAUGUCUCUGGUCUCGUCAAAGCAGCGCAGUGCUUUGACAUUUCGAUCAACAAGGCCAUCAGUGCUGUCCAAGAGGUCGAGGUCGUCUCGCGUGGCUACAGGCUGUCGCAUCCGCUGCCACCCAUCUCAAGGAUUGAGGCCGCGUCCGCUUUACCUCAUCUUGCCUCCCCCGCUCGGAAACGCCGAUCGAUCGCCGCAUCACCCGGUCCCACCAAUGGCCAGCUGGGCCGAUCCCUUUCCGGCGGAGGCAACGGUGCCCCCACCGUCAGACGGCACACCCAACGGCCACUGUCUCUCAACCUAUCCAGCGGUCGCAUGUCGCCACUCGACCGUCCUUCAGGACGCUCCUCGCCCGUUGUGCCUUCUGAAGCUGGCCUCCCCAACCUCCCGCAAAAACUGCUUACCGAGCAAAGCACAGCCGCUCUCGCCACCGGCAGACCUGUGCCGAUGAGACUGAUAGAGCUGCGCAAGGCUGUUAUUGCAGCCUUGGACAAUGUCGGCGUCACCUUCACCUCCAUCAUUGCGCCACUGCAAACGAUUGCCGACGCAGAGGAACUGGCCUUGCUCCACGAACUGUACGCUCUCGACGGAACUUUGCGCGAUGAAUCCAACGAGGUCGACGCCGAUGCAUUGCAUGCAUGGUCCAAUGCCGAUAUCUCGGCUCUCUCCGACACUUCCCACGACCUUGAACAUGAUCGCAAACCGUGGAUUGCAACUACCCCGCGUAACUUUGGCAGCACCGUCCGUUCCGCCACAGGUGUGGACGGCUACGGCAACAUACUCGGGCUGCCAGAUUUGAGCCCACAAACAACCUCGACCAAUCAUAAGAGGCUCUCGCUUGUCUCGGACGCAGGCUCGAUUCUGGACCGACCCUUACGUGCAUCUUCCUCUUUGUCACGCUGCAGUAGCCUGGUCUCAGAGACGGAUCACGUCGGCAACUAUCGAUCGCCCAGAUUCAACUACGUAUCCGAAAAAUCAUCAGGAGCGUCCGGCCCCAACGAAUCUGCUGCUGCAAAGCGCCUUAGCUACGUUUCCAACUCCAGCUCGUCGAUCGCCUCGCCCGUGAUGCGAAAUUCUUCCGUCCUCUCGUCGACUUUUACCCCUCCCCAUUCUUCAGCUCCGACCUAUUCGGCCGCCACCAGUCCUCAAUCCAGGGCGACUAAGCGCAGCUCGAUUGUCGGGCCCAACUCAAUCUUUGCGCAACUCGAUCCAAACAUGUCCGUUUUGAACCGCACGGAACCGACCGACCCCUUGUCGCUACUGACCGUCAAGGCCAAGUUUGAGUGGAUGCAUAGAGCUCGAAGACGUUGGCUCUGCCACCUUCUGGCGCUCAAUUUUACAAUGAGCGAUCGCGUAAGUCUGUCAAACGGCGACAGCUUGCCAUGCGACGAGUAUUGGACGUUGGCUCGCUCCACAAUUGCAUCCGUCCAUGCGGCUCUCCAAGCACAGACCAAGGCUGUCACGGAUAAGGUCGCAUCAGAAAUGGGUCUGGCUUUACUCUCGACUUCCAAGGCCGAACGGACCGCUACCAGCCUCGGUGAUGAGAGUAUGCCGAGUGAAUCUCGUCACGGGUUAUUAGCGGUGCCCAACGGUGUCGCCAGUGCGCCGUCCAUCAUUGGCCAUCCGGGCAUCGAAGAUCGACUUUACGCCAUGAUGCUUUCGCUGCGCUCCUUGCAGUCCAAGAUUCGAGUGUGCGCCGAGGACAUUCGGGUCAAAGCUCCCCCAGGCUUGUAUGGCUUCCAGGACACACACUCGCCACAGAGCAUUGAAUCUGUGGAGCGCGAGAUCGACGAUGUUGCCGCCACUCUACAGCUGGAGAAGACGCUGGAAUCGAUGCGUGAAGACUUUUUGGGUCUGUCGGCUGAAUGGGAGUCUACCAUCAAGCUCAUCCACAAGGAAAAGCGCAGGUCGCCGAGUCCACAAGCAAGCACCGACAAUGAAACCGACGUAUUCAAGGCGAAUGCUGCGCGCGAGCUGGUAUCACCUCUCGAGGCGGAUGAGGACGCCGCCGAUUCAUCGCAUGACAGCCAUGGCGAGGGGCGUGCGUUCGACGACGUUCUUCCUACAUCUCAUAGCCUGGCUCCAGACCACGAGCCGCUCCACGCAAGUGGCGACGAGGACGACGCCGACCUCGCAGCGCUCUUGCUCAGCUCCACUUCACCCAACUCUUUACCGCCCCCCGGCUUAGAACAGGUAUUUGAAAGCAUCGCAGGUAUGGCACGGCUAUCUGGACUCGAAGUUGACGCCUCGAAGCCGAGUCGAGCAGAGCGAAUCGAGCAGGCCCAUCGUCAGAGGGAGCAACGGAAACACGAAACGCAUGCCAAAGAGCAGACAUUGCAUCGCCACACGAUGGAUCCAUCAAGCAUGAUGUCCGAGCUGAACGAAGUCAUCUCCUCGCGAAAAGCCGUCCGAGAACAACAUCAUCGAUCAUCUCUCCCGUAUAGUGCGGCAGAGGAAACUGAGGCCACAACGAUGCUGCGCGAAUCCUCUGCGGCGUCCUUUGAAGCACAACCAGCUUUGGCGCUGGGUUCACCUCUCGAUCUGGGCGCAACCGGACAUACAGGCGUCUUUGGUGGCUCGCCAAGUCUUGUGGAUGAGCAAGCAGCUAUGCCACGAAGAUCGCUGUCGUCGCUUGACCUGGCGCGCGCACGAGCAUUGCAGGCACUGGAAGCUCGUUCUCCCUCGGUAGCGUCGUCCGCGUCCUACUCGUUCGACAGCGGCGAAGAGAGCAUGUCUCGACAUUCCGACGACUUUUCGUUUGAGCCGACUGCGUUGGAGUCGGUGCCCGAGAACGAGACGGCGAGUCUUUUGGCGGGCGAGUCUCCGUCCGUCUUGGAUUCAGCUUCGAGAAAAUCAACGCCGAAAGCGGCUACUGCAUCGUUGGCGAGUUUGAAUGCUACACCUGUGCCUGUGCCGGAUAGCCCGUUUGAUCUGGGUGCGCAGGUGGCAGCAUAUGCUCGGAGGAAGAAGGAAGAAAAGCGGGCGGCAAUGCAAGCUUCCCGAUCCGGCUCGAGUGUUGGUUCGCAAGUCGAGCAGUAA
Molecule: messenger RNA, 4041 nt
Organism: Mycosarcoma maydis (corn smut)
Lineage: Eukaryota; Fungi; Basidiomycota; Ustilaginomycetes; Ustilaginales
Exons: 1
Coding region: 1-4041 (1346 amino acids)
Molecular function (GO): myosin binding
Source: RefSeq, a predicted model, not a curated record